UGUUGUUGCAGCUCUUCUCAGAUUCUCAGAUUCUCAGCAUGACACUUGUCCCUCUCAUGGACAAAACUCUUCUCCUACUUCAAGUUUCUCCACCUUCCUCUUCUGCCUUUAAGGACCCUUAUGAUUACCUUGGACCUACCAAAAUAAUCCAGAAUCAUAUUCUAUUUUUAAGAUCAGCUAAUGGGUAACCUUAGUUAUGUCUGCAAAAACCCUUUCACCAUGUAGUGUAACUAUUCAUAGGUGAGAUUAUCAUAUUUACAGGUUCUGGAGAUUUGGGCACAGAAUCUUGGAGGGGGCCAUUUUCAGAAUUCUGUCCCCCAUAACAGAUCGACUUGCAAUGUCCCAGAAUCUCACAGAGUCUAGCUCAGGAGAGGCCCAGAGCAGGGUGAGGCAGUUGUCUGUUCCUGUCUGCGUUGUAGUAGAAGGUGCCAAGGCCGAGAUGGGGUCCGCUCCCCAAUCCCACCCACAGCGGGCGGGCCUGGAGUAGGGGUAGCUCGCCUGCGCCUCCUGGCGGCUAGGGACCGAGACCUACUUCAGCUCUCACCCGUGUCACAGGAAUAAGGCCACUUCCCCAGUUCGCAGUGGGGUUUAAACUGGCCAGAACAGGUUGGUGACUUGGGCCGGGAACUGCCUUCCCAUUCUCCAUCACAGGGCGCCUGCGGAUUGAUCGCGCAGGCCUCGCCACACCCCUGAUCUCCUGGGCGACGCCGGAAGAGUGCUCUAGUCCAGAAAUUCCUCGCAACGAGGCAGCCCUAGCCUCUUCGACUUUGGUUCCGACUGAGAGCCGCAGUGCGGACUGACGGUAGCCGAUUGCCAUAAAAAUACCGGAAAUGUGCUUCGGGUAGGGUUUCCCCUGCGCCGCCGCGACCACGGGCUUUGGUUCCGCCGGCGUAGGGGCCCGGAAGUGCGGCCUUCUAGUCCGUGAGAAGGAGGCGGCCACAGUAGAGCCUGGUGCCUGAAGAGGAGUCGGAGAUGGCGGCUGCAGAGGCUGUGCACCACAUACACCUGCAGAACUUCUCACGUUCUCUGCUUGAGACCCUCAAUGGGCAGAGGCUUGGGGGGCACUUCUGCGACGUGACUGUGCGCAUUCGUGAAGCUUCGCUGCGAGCCCACCGCUGCGUGCUGGCGGCCGGCUCGCCCUUCUUCCAAGACAAGCUGCUGCUCGGCCACUCUGAGAUCCGUGUGCCUCCGGUGGUGCCCGCACAGACGGUGCGACAGCUGGUCGAGUUCCUGUACAGCGGUUCGCUUGUUGUGGCACAGGGCGAAGCCCUGCAGGUGCUCACGGCCGCGUCGGUGCUUCGCAUACAGACAGUUAUCGACGAAUGCACGCAGAUUAUCGCCCGCGCACGAGCCCCGGGCACCUCUGCGCCUACGCCCCUGCCCACCCCUGUGCCCCCGCCACUCGCGCCUGCGCAGCUGCGUCACCGCCUGCGCCACCUGCUGGCUGCGCGCCCCCCGGGGCACCCUGGUGCUGCGCACAGCCGUAAGCAGCGCCAGCCCGCGCGUUUGCAGCUGCCUGCGCCCCCAACACCUGCCAAGGCCGAGGGGCCUGAUGCUGACCCCUCACUGUCCGCGGCCCCUGACGACCGCGGUGAUGAGGAUGACGAGGAAACUGACGAUGAGACUGAUGGCGAGGACGGCGAAGGUGGCGGCCCGGGCGAGGGACAGGCACCUCCUUCCUUCCCAGACUGUGCUGCCGGCUUCCUCACUGCUGCUGCUGACAGCGCCUGCGAGGAGCCCCCUGCACCCACUGGCCUCGCUGACUACAGUGGUGCCGGGCGGGAUUUUCUUCGGGGAGCUGGGGCAGCUGAGGACGUAUUUCCAGACAGCUAUGUAUCCACUUGGCACGACGAGGAUGGCGCUGUCCCCGAAGGCUGUCCCACUGAGACCCCUGUCCAGCCCGACUGCAUACUGGCUGGACCCCGCCCGCCUGGUGUGAAGACCCCAGGGCCACCCGUCGCACUCUUCCCCUUUCACUUGGGUGCCCCCGGGCCACCUGCACCACCCCCUUCAGCACCAUCGGGGCCAGCCCCUGCCCCCCCACCCGCCUUCUACCCCACACUCCAGCCCGAGGCAGCCCCCAGCACUCAGCUGGGGGAGGCCCCGGCUCCCUCUGCUGCUCCCACCACGGCCCCCUCAGGCACCCCUGCUCGCACCCCAGGUGCUGAGCCACCUACCUAUGAGUGCAGCCACUGUCGCAAGACCUUCAGCUCCCGGAAAAACUACACCAAGCACAUGUUCAUCCACUCGGGGGAGAAGCCGCACCAGUGCGCCGUGUGCUGGCGAUCCUUCUCGCUGCGCGACUACCUGCUCAAGCACAUGGUCACGCACACAGGCGUGCGCGCCUUCCAGUGCGCCGUCUGCGCCAAGCGCUUCACGCAGAAGAGCUCGCUCAACGUGCACAUGCGCACUCACCGGCCCGAGCGCGCGCCCUGCCCCGCCUGCGGCAAGGUCUUCUCGCACCGCGCGCUGCUGGAGCGCCACCUGGCCGCGCACCCUGCGCCCUGAUGGGGCUGGGGCCUGGCCUCGCCCACGGUGAAUCCGGGGCCUCCCGCACGGUCGGCCACGCCCGCUACGGGACCUGUGGUUCCCGCCACUAGACCACACUCCCUCCUGAGCGCAGGUCCUCUCUCUCCCUUCACCCUUUCUCCAUACCAGGGCCUAAGUCCGCCUUACUCCUCUCCUCCAUGUACUUGAACCCUCCAGGUGGUGCCGAGCUGGGGCUGGUUAGGGACCAGACCACCUCUGAGAACUAGACCAUUUCCUGCCUAAACCGGGCGCUCAGGCGCUGGGACCCGGCCCAAGAUAGGACUCGGGUUCUCGCCCCGCCCUCUCCUGGGGUGGGGGUGGGGGCUGGAGCCGCUCCCCUGCCCCGGUGUGAGGCUUGGCAAGGUCCCUAGCUCCCUACCCAAGCUAUCCCUCCCUCAUGGGGCGCCUAAGGAGGCUCAAGUGGACCCAUCAUAUAUGGGGCCUGGGCCUCGGGACUCUCACUCUAAUAAAGGACUGUAGGCCUUGGGGCGUAAACCACGAGGCUGUGAGCACCUGGA
Molecule: messenger RNA, 3047 nt
Organism: Piliocolobus tephrosceles (Ugandan red Colobus)
Lineage: Eukaryota; Metazoa; Chordata; Mammalia; Primates; Cercopithecidae
Gene: ZBTB45
Product: zinc finger and BTB domain containing 45
Exons: 3
Coding region: 973-2508 (511 amino acids)
Biological process (GO): regulation of transcription by RNA polymerase II
Molecular function (GO): DNA-binding transcription factor activity, RNA polymerase II-specific; RNA polymerase II cis-regulatory region sequence-specific DNA binding; protein binding
Source: RefSeq, a predicted model, not a curated record